Messenger RNA from Linum tenue, 1416 nucleotides. NCBI's taxonomy places the organism in Eukaryota, Viridiplantae, Streptophyta, Magnoliopsida, Malpighiales, Linaceae. The record is from the annotation of a GenBank genome assembly.
AUGCAACCCCACCACCACCAAGUUGAUGAAUUUCCCUAUGAUCCACCGCCAAUAUUCCUCCCGCCGCCGCCGCCGCCGUCAUCAAAUGGGUUUCUCCAAGAAUUCCACAACCUCGACGAAGAGGAAGAUAAUUUCCACAAUGGGUCGUCGUUAAAUCAUCCUCAGGUGUUUGGAGUCCACACUAGUUCCAAUUUCGACUCUUCUUCUUCUUCUAGUUUCGGUGCUUUCCCUUACGGUUCUUCUUCAUCAAACAUGGAUUUUCAUGAGUACGAGUGUAAACCCUUUGCUAAUAACCAUGGCGACGGUAAUUUCCAGAAUUAUAACUAUAAUCAUCACCACGAGAUGGUUGAGAUUAUGGGAUACAAUAGUAAUACCAACAAUAAUCAGAUGGUGAAUAUGGUCGGCUUACAAGAGAUUAAGCCAUUUUCUGUAGCCGCCGAUGAAGUGUUGUCUUGUGUUAAUCCGAGUAACGGUGGAAAUUAUCAUCACAACGUCCAAUUAGCAGACUAUUGCUACAAGAAUAAAAUGAGUAGUAGCAAGAAUAGAGGUAGCAACAGAGCUCUAGGAUUGCCUCCUACUACAAAGAAGACAUGGAAAGGCCAACGCAAGAAGAACAACGUUGUCAAGGGUCAAUGGACCGUCGAUGAAGACAGGCUGUUGGUUCAGCUAGUGGAACAGUAUGGGAUCAGGAAAUGGUCUCACAUUGCUCAAAUGCUGCCUGGGAGAAUCGGGAAACAGUGUCGAGAGAGAUGGCACAAUCAUCUCCGCCCCGAUAUUAAGAAAGAUACGUGGACAGAAGAAGAGGACAGAGUUCUGAUACAGUCGCACACAGAGAUAGGCAACAAAUGGGCGGAGAUCGCAAAGCGGCUCCCGGGGAGAACAGAGAACUCGAUCAAAAACCACUGGAAUGCGACAAAGAGAAGGCAGUACUCCAAGCGCAAAUGUCGCUCCAAGUACCCACGUGGCUCGAUUUUACAGGACUACAUCAAGAGCUUGAACUUGGAUGACGUCAAUAACCGUCACGGCAGGAGAUCGUCAGCGUCCUCGUCGAAGAACAACAACAACAACAACAACAGUAGUUCGUCAGCAAAGGCGACAAUAGAUCAGCAGCAGCAGAACAACUUGGAUGAUUUUUGUGAAAAUGACAGAUUGGUACCCAAUUUCGACUUCGGUAACGAAGAGGUCCCUGAUUUUGGAUUCGAUGACAAGAUUUUUCAAGACGGGUGCGACAUCGAUUCGUUGCUCGACGGGCUGCCCCCUUGUGCGCCGUUGUCGGUGGACGGGAAGAGCUUCGACGACGAGCCGGAAGUGGCGACGGAGGAGGAUGGGGCUCCGGCGGCGUUGUUGGACUAUGAGGUGAAGAAGGAGCUGGACUUGGUGGAGAUGAUGCUCGUGUCACAAAAGAAAGGAUUUUAA